This is a messenger RNA of Pomacea canaliculata, 1666 nucleotides long. RefSeq lists its product as uncharacterized. The record is from RefSeq and is a predicted model, not a curated record. The coding region runs from base 188 to 1111 and encodes 307 amino acids. NCBI's taxonomy places the organism in Eukaryota, Metazoa, Mollusca, Gastropoda, Architaenioglossa, Ampullariidae. The transcript has 2 exons. Gene Ontology annotation, molecular function: protein binding.
CAGCAAAAAAAAGACGAACUAGUCAAGAGGAAGAUACUGGCUCGGCAGGCUGUUCCCAGCUCACCGGAAGUCCAAAGCCAUGUAAUUAUGCUUGGAGGCUACACGGAGGUCGACAAACCCAUCAGAGAGACCUUCGCUUUCGAUGUAACUUUUAUGAUACGUUACAGCCUCGCACCCAUGCCUGACGAUGCUGGACUGGACUUUGCAGCUGCACGUGUACAACGAGGUUUAUGUCAGCGGUGGAUCCAAGCUACCUACGUUCUUUGCUGUCUAUAAACCAGGUGACAACGAGUGGGAGGUGCUGCCCUCUCUACCAGACGAAGGUCGAGAACAACACGCCAUGGCUGCUAUCAAUUCUUCCAUUUAUGUUCUUGGUGGUCGUCAAAAAACAGCUGAUGGCGAGAAAACGAUUUCGUCAAGUGUCCUAAGGUACAACACAAAGACCAAAGAAUGGAGCGAGUUCUGUCAGCUGACCCUAGGUGUUAGAGAGACCGCCGCCGCUACCCUCGGUCACCGCAUCUACCUGUUUGGCGGGGUGGAUAGUCGUGGAGCCACCACAGACUUGGUGCAGUGGGUGGACACCCUGGGUGGCUGCACCUAUCAAGCUGGCAAACUUCCAACACCUACGUGCGGUGCACGUGCACUGAGCAAUGGAGGACGUAUUUACGUCGUGAGACCUGAAGGGGAUGUCUUAUGUAUGUGGGAGAGCUUCCUCUUGGCUGAACACAUAGAAAAAACAAUAUCUAACAGGAAAGAAAAGGAAAAUGACCCUCCUCCGACGAUCCGUACAGUCAGCUUCAGGGAGGUCGGCAAGUUCCCAGGACGUCGUCACUUUGGUGCCUGUCUCUCAGCAGGGGACAUAACUGUGUGUGGCGGACAGAGUAAGGAUGGAGAACUCUUGCAGAGUUUUCAUACGAUUCGACUGGAAGAUGCCACAGCUACCCAAAAGCCUUUGCUCUUAAUACCCGAGGCAGCGAAAUUCAACCUUCACAUGCUAAAUAUUCCCAAAAUUUUCUUAAAAAGAAGUAAACAGAAAAACCAUCUUCCGCAAAAGUGGUUUUUAGUAGACGAAGUUGAGAGGUUUGUCCCAAACCAAACUUCUAACACAUAAGGUACACACAAAUAAUGUUUCUCGAGCCGUUUUUAAAUGACGAUGCUGCUGCUGCUGAUGAUUUUUCUUAAAUAUUAUGCACGAAAUUAUUGCUUUGUCUACAGCAUUUCAAGUUAGAGAGGUAAAUGUGUGUGCGUUGUUUUAAAUCGUGUGUACAUUGAACAUGCUCGCGGAUAUUUUUGCGUGUGCACGUAUGUUUUGUAUGUAUAAUGCUACUUGCUCUCAUGUGUAUAUGUUUUAUGGUACAUACAUUGUGUGAAAUCACUCAGCAUCAGUAGUAAAAAAAAAAAAAAAAGAAAAACCGUCCACGGCGAGUAAUAAUGAUGUUCCCAACAAAAUUUUUUAAUCGAAGUUAUAUCUGUUUAAAGGUACUUGGCUACUUUGUAGAUAUUUAAACAAAAGAUGGAGUUCUUCAGCUUUACACGUUUAUGACUCACACACCAUUGUACAAGAUAAACAUUACAAAACAGGAACUAAUUAGUUUUACUUUCUGUGUUAAAGCGUUUAUCUAAGCAUUCUACCAACAACCAAUUGUAAAAUUUAAUUUCUCAUAAU